Anneissia japonica is the source of this 2622-nucleotide messenger RNA. RefSeq names its product protein MB21D2-like. NCBI's taxonomy places the organism in Eukaryota, Metazoa, Echinodermata, Crinoidea, Comatulida, Comatulidae. The record is from RefSeq and is a predicted model, not a curated record. The transcript has a single exon. Bases 5 to 1183 code for a protein of 392 amino acids.
GCCUAUGAUCUCUUCUACUCGGAUUGACCAGAAAAUUGCUAAUCAUCUAUUCAGAGAAAUAAAAUUUGAUGACAUGCAAUAUGUUGGAAGUUCACAGGAAGGUGUUCCUCGAAUGGCCUGCAAUGAUUUGGACGUCAUGCUGUGUGACGCGUCUUCAAUAGUAUUGUGGGAAUGGCCCCACCAAAAAAAAGGGAAGUUUGUCGUGGCUGAGCAAGAUUCAACACCUCCUAUGUAUUUGAGGCUUAAGGUAGUUGAUAAACAGAGUCUGGAUAAGGAUUUCAAAAAUAUCAUUGAUCAUGAUGGAUAUUUGAAAACUGAUGAUUUCAUUAAAUUUAAUGAAAAAAAGGACUUUUACAUAGAUCUAAACAGUAAGGUGAGACAAGGACCCUCAACUGUACAAAUGUGUAAAUCAGGAUUAAUGGACAUCGGAGACAAAAGUAUGGAUGUAGUAUUUUGUUUGAAAUGUCAAUCAUGGCCUCCUUUUAAAGGGGAUUUUUUUACUAGAGAGAGACCGAACAAUUGGCCGUCACCAGAGUUGUUAGAAAAGGUAAAAGGUCUAGAAUGUCAUGUAGUUCCUGUUGGAUACCCAGGUAGUGAAUUAGGCGGUAUUGUUUGGAGAUUGUCAUUUUCCAUAGCUGAGAGAGCACUCAUUACUGAAAUGUACAAACCAUAUGCUGAAUGCAUGUUUGCCCUGAAAGCAAUCAAGAAUAAAUUCAUAGAUUACAGUGAUUCUGAUAAACCAACACCAUUUUGCUCGUAUUUUAUAAAGACAGCUUGCUUGUGGAAGUGUGAAACAUUUCGACAUACAGAUUGCAGUCUUAUGGAUUUAAUUAGAGAAGUUCUAGAUUGGCUUAUUGACUGCUAUCAACACCAAUGUCUGCCUCAUUAUUUUAUUCGUGAACACAAUUUGAUUGGUCACUUGGAAGAACGUUGUGAUUCUGUCAAAGGAAAAUUGACAGAAAUUAAGAGAGAUCUUUGGACAAAGGUGUUAUAUAGUAUUGAUGGUGAUGAGACAUAUGAAUGGUGUUUUAACCUUUUAGGUAAUGAAUUCAACAUCAAUAGAGAUGAUGAGAUGUGGCAGAUACUCAGGCCAAAAAAAAAAAGAAAUCAAAGUACUACAGGUCAUGGAACUCCAGAAUCACCCAAGAGCUACAGAGAACAUAAUCAAAGAAAUCUUUUGUAAUUUACCUACUAUAAAAAGUUACAAUAAGAAUUAUUAAAUGCAAAAAUUGGGUGGAGAAAUUUUUUUUCCCUUUUUUUUGUUUGGUAAGCCUAGAGACAUAUUUAAUUUGGUGGCUCUUAUAUAUACUGUUGAGAAAACCAUUUUAUCAGUUGUAAAUAAUGUGAAAGAGAUAGUAACAACAGAACAUGUGAACAUGUUCACAACACGUUUGUAUAGGUCCUUAGUCGAUGCAUUUACUCAUUUACUGAUACCUUUACGAAAAGUAAGAUAUAAAGAUCUAGAUAUUGUUCAGAAGAUGCUGUUCAGUGAAAACGGGUACUUUAAAUUGGGAGCUGAAAUGAUCUUCCCUGACAAUUGUUGUGAUCAAGGCAUAGGAGGUCUAGUCCUUGAAGCACACUACCAUUAUUUAAUGGGUAACUGCAAUGAAGUGAAGCGGGUGUGUGAAUGUAUACUAAGUAAAUUUGAAGAAAUCAAAAACACUAGUACUACUAGGCUUGCUAGUAUUGCAUUACCCUCAAAGACAGCUUUUGGAGUUAAUGGCUGGAGCGUUGAUAAACGUUUGUAUCAAUUUGUCAAAGAUUAUCAAGUAUUGGUCCUUCACAUGCAUCCAAUUGCACUUGCUCUAUACAUGAAAGCCAGAGUAUUAAUUAGUGAGGGGGAUACAAAGAAGGCAUUGGAUCUUGUGAAGAAGUUGAUGGCACUUCAGGAUAAGAUUAAUCGUGUUUUGUAUCUUAGGACUACUACAAUGUUUAUAACAAUCUUAAUCUUAGAAUGUUUAAUUGUAGAAUUACAAAUGUAAUAAAGGUAACUUCUCUAUCAUAUUGACACCAACUUGUAACAGUGGCAUAUCUACAAUGUAGGCACUUCACCCUCACAAAAUAUGCUGAGCAAAAAAUUUCACAAAAUCACCACAUAGGCCUCUUACCUUAUUUUGCCAGCUAAGGCCCACUCCACUUAAAAUGUUUCACUGGAAAAAAGGUAGACUAGUUAAUUAAAAUAGUUAAGGAUAUAUUUUAUGUUUAUUAAAGUAAAUUUGUGAUUGCCAUUAACAAAUUGAAAUAGCAUGUGGCCAGGUCAAUCAGAACCUUUUCGAAAACUAGUUAUAAGUUAAUUACAUGACUACUUUAAUUCUGGAGCCAGAGAUUCCAUAUACUGUACACAGAUUCAUAGCAGAGCUUAAAGAUGACUUUAAGCACCUGUCCUACAGGUUUUUUUUAGAAAUUACUUUGUAAACAAUAUUAAUCAACUUGUCAGUGGCCAAUCCUAAUUAACUAAACUUGUGGUAGACUAUGAAACAAUUUUUUUGAACAGAGUCUUCAAGUUUAGUUAAUCAGGAUUCAGAAAUUUACAACUGAAUAACAUGAGAAUCAGUCACUAUGUAUAUAAUAGGCUAGAAGUAGGAUAUUGAUAAUGAAUAAAAGCAUGCAGCAAAGAACAAA